UGAUCCAUGCCACAAUAGGGAGGUCAGGCGUCGAGUAGUAAAUCCUGGUAGUGAUUUGGGUAAAUGGAAAGGCGGGGUCUUAUCUGCUCAUUUUCAGCCUCAUGCGCAAGUAUAUGGGUCUGAAACUCUUCCAAGUUCCAACUAAAUCGCGUUACUUUAGUAAGACUUGACAGCCGCUACAGUCUGCGCAACAUGGAGACCGAAAACAUCACUUCAGCUUCGACGUUUAUAUGCUCAGAAGCAGAGUCAACUUCUACGACUGAAGAGAAGCCAUCUCUUUCAAACAAGAGCUCCACAGAGUUCAGUGAGAACGCUAGGCCAGCGCCGACCCAGCCAUGGAAACAAUGGAAAUCCCUUGUUGAGAAGAACAAUGAUGGACCGUGGGUAGGAUGGCAACCCGAACCAGAUAAAGGGGUUCAAAAACCAUGGCUUGAUUGGAUUCGAAGACUGGGAGACUCUUGGAAUACCUCAAUCGGCUAUUGUAAUUGGCUGUACUGGUGCGGAAGGAGGCUGAGCAACGGUCGUAGUACUGAGCUAGCUAUGGACACUACUUUUGAAGUUGAACCUAGUUCCAACACGUCUUGAUGAGGUGUCUUAAUGAGCGAAUUGUUAUUUCACGUAUAUUAUUUAGCUUACUCCUCAGC
Mytilinidion resinicola is the source of this 644-nucleotide messenger RNA. RefSeq lists its product as uncharacterized. The coding region runs from base 193 to 585 and encodes 130 amino acids. The record is from RefSeq and is a predicted model, not a curated record. The transcript has 4 exons. Lineage: Eukaryota; Fungi; Ascomycota; Dothideomycetes; Mytilinidiales; Mytilinidiaceae.